AUGAGUAGAUCAACAAGAGACAUUGGCGGCAGACUGAAGAAGACGGGCGUGACAGAGAUCAAGCUCACUGGCAACUACACCAGAGCAGACAUCGAACGAAUCGCCCAACGAGACAGCAACACGCUCCAACGAUACGGCGCCAACGCGAGGAUAGAGGUCGUGCUCGACUACGGCAACCAUCAAUAUCGAUCAGGCAAGUUCACCAAGGGCAAGGCAGGAGGCUGCGACGGCGAAUGGAACAACUGCCUCUACCACUGCCUCCACGAUGCCUACCCAGACCAGGUGACUGAGCACUACGGCAAGCCAUCGCGCCUCAAGAUGUUCCUCGGUCUUGAUGUCAAACAAAAGGUGUCAAUCAAGCGCAUCGCAGAACUCGAGGCCAGACUCAACAUCAGAAUCAACGUCAAAGGUGAUCAUUGCCACGCCUCCACUUCGAGGGCAACCAGAGAGGUCAAUCUGAUACUAACCAACGGACACUACAAGCUAGACAAGGAAGGCACCUAUGCAGGCAAGGGCAUCAGACACAUGCGACACAACGAGAGGGACGUCUACAUCAAGCCAAUCGUAUUCAAGUAUCUCAAAGGCGAACAGGUCGAGCUCUACGAUGGGGAUGAGUACUCCACCAUCAGCCUGGAGCAGUUCAUCAACAAGAAGAGGCGCAAGUACCAAGACAAGUGCGAGUACAUCCGCAUCCUCUCGGACAUGACUCUGGAGGAGACAUUGGACUCGUUCAAGGCCGACGCCGAUAUGCUCAAGGAACACACUAACGGCGUCAUCGACAUGUACACCACUGGACAGAACAUCAACAAGGCUGCGAUCAAGCUGUUCCUCUCGUACAAUAAGACUGUCAAACCAGAGCCUAUCGGUCAGAUAGAGGGCGAGUGGAUAAAGAAGGCAGCCUAUGGCCCAUUGAUGAUGGCGACGCAGUACACUGGCCCCCUCUACAAGUAUGACGUCGCUAGGAUGUAUGCCUCCAUCUUGAGGAGCAGCGGCUUCAUGAUCCCAAUCAAGUGCGGCAAGUUCCAGCAUCUGACCGAUGAGGAGCUUGCAGCCAUGCGAACCAUCCCAUUCGGUAUAUAUCGCGCCACGAUCAACGGCAAGCACGGCGAAUUCAAGAUCAAUAAGAACGACUACUACACUCACUAUGACCUCAUCUUUGCCAAGGAGCUAGGGCUGACAUUCAACCUCAAGACCGGCAGAAAGGCAAAUGCUCUGAUCUACGACAGCUGCUGCAGGAAGUUUGGCUGCGAUCUGUUUGGCAAGUACAUCGAUCAGGUGCUCGGCUGGAUUGACGCAUGUGAGCCCAAGUCUAGAUUAGAGGAGCUCUGCAAGUGUCUCUAUCAACGCCUCUGGGGCGCUCUCUCCAAGCGCAACAAGACCAAACAGUGCGUCAACAUGGAGUGCGAUGCCGAGGUCAUCACGACCAGCGACGGACAGAGAACGAUCAAGCACAUCAAUAUCAACGUUGACGAGGACUACUCAAUCGAUCGCAUCACUCCAACAGCCAAUGGAAGCGCAAUGAUCAAGUCGGCCUGCAACACCGACAUGUUCGACACACCAUUCGCUCGCAUCAUGCCAUUCAUCAUCUCUCGUGGUCGCAAGAUGAUUGGAACGAUAAUAAAGGACGACAUUGACUGCAUCAAGCGCGUGCACACUGAUGGAUUCGUCUCGACCAAGCCAUGGACUGAGAGGACAGGCAAGCGAUCACUGGACUACCCCAAGUUGGGCAAGGAGUGUGGCGACCUGCGAUACGAGGGCUACUGCCCGAACGCCAAUGUCAAGAACAUGACCAAACCUGUUGGAUCUUUCGCAAUUGGAAUAUGGCAAGGUGAAGGAGAGUUUAAAAUAUAG
This is a messenger RNA of Acytostelium subglobosum LB1, 1851 nucleotides long. RefSeq lists its product as hypothetical. NCBI's taxonomy places the organism in Eukaryota, Evosea, Eumycetozoa, Acytosteliales, Acytosteliaceae. The record is from RefSeq and is a predicted model, not a curated record. The transcript is spliced from 2 exons. The coding region runs from base 1 to 1851 and encodes 616 amino acids.